GCAGCUUCUAGUCCGUUGCAUUUACACAUCAAGGAAGAGAGCCUUCACGAAUCUUUUUUUUUCUCUUUCUUUUAUCGUUGCUCGGCAAAUAUUUUCAGACGAUCGAUUAUCCUUCGAAUCACUCACACAUCGUGAGUCCUCGCGCAGCGCGCUUUAGGAUCGAAACACGUUCCUUCGUGCAGCUUACGAGUAACGACAUCCGUUGACCCUGCGCCGGCAACAUAAUUUUGGACACGUUUCGACGCUACGUCGCACGCAGACACACACAUACACGAUCUUUUUACUUUAUUAUUAAUCACGAAGAGACUCGACAUCGAGGCAUUUCACUGACGUUAAACGAGACUGAAAGUAUCGCGGUUCGAAAUCGUUUAUAAUUUAUUCGAAAGAACACCACACCGACGACACGAAUCGUCCAUGCGGAUCAAGCGGAAUCACUAUAUAUUGAAGGUGGAUUCCGGGAACCCUAGUUGAAUAAGACGAAGCAAUAAUUAUUGCGUUGAGAGUAAUAUGGUAAACACCAACGAACCAAUAUGUUUUUUAUCCAAACGACAAUACAUUGUAAGGUAUUAAGAGAUACACAGCAACCGUGACGGUAGCAAAACGCUGAAAGGGUUUUUCUACAUCGAUGCACCUGACUGUUCCUUAUCUUAUAAGAGGGUCUAUCUAACUAUCGUCGAGUGACUACGAUGACUACAGCCGAGCAGUGAUCCUGGACGAGAAAGUGAAUACUCUAAUAAGGCUGUCACCGAUCUAUCUCAGCCAAUCCCACUGAGAGAUGUUGCAUGCUUCGAAAUCAUCGUCGGAUGGACACAAAUGAGCGAGAGAACACGUUCACCGUCACACGCUAGCCACACCGUUAACGUCUGAACAGUGUCUACCCAGAAGAGAAACGUGUUCGGCAUAGAAGUGUGUUUUCAUUUAUCAGCGAUGAUAAUCGUGAUCGUAAAAGUACAUGUUGUUGUGUAGUAUGAAUGUUCCAGUUAGGGGGCGGAGUCGACGAUCACAGCGUCGCUCGAUCGAAAUGCCCCUGUCACGAACGAACGAAUUCGUUCCCGCGAGCGUGAUCGCGGCGCAGACGUACAUCUCGUCCGGCGAGAACAAUCAUCUGCCGCCCCUGAAGGCCAGCACGUUGUCCCUGAAGCAGCCGGCCGGUGAGUCGUCGCCUAGUCACUUGGCCCAUUCCGUAGGUCACAUGGUCGGUGGCACUCACCUGCCGAGCCUGAGCUCAAGUGCGAACAACAGUCUGCUCAGUCUGACCGGGAACUCGGACAGUUUGAAUCUAAGCCUGAGCUCCCACGCGAGCCAUAACUCGAGCCACAACUCCAGUCACAAUUCCAGCCAUAAUUCCACUCACAAUUCGCAUCCACAGCCGAACGGUCAGUCUAGCGCCGCGCAGGUGAAGAACGGCCGUCCCGAUGCCAGCUCGAUCGACGGUCUCUCCUGCAAGCCGAAAACAAUCACCGUCACCCCGGACCUAGUGAUGAAGGUAUACAAGGACAAGCUGACGGAGUACGAGCACCAGGAGAUCUAUAAAUAUCCCGAAAUCUACUUUAUCGGGGCGAACGCGAAGAAGAGACAGGGAAUCAUCGGUUGGUCGAACAAUUGCGACUACGACAACGAUCAGGGUUCCUACAUCCACGUGGCGCACGAUCACGUGGCCUAUAGGUACGAGGUGCUCCGGGGCAUCGGCCGUGGUUCGUUCGGUCAAGUGGUCAAGGCGUACGACCACAAGAUGCACGAGCAUGUCGCGUUGAAGAUGGUCCGAAACGAGAAGAGGUUCCAUCGUCAGGCCCAGGAGGAGAUCAGGAUAUUGAGGAAGCUCAGGGAACAGGACAAAGACGACACGAUGAACGUUAUUCAUAUGUUCGACUCGUUCACGUUCCGUUCCCACAUGUGCAUCACCUUCGAGCUGCUCAGCAUCAACCUGUACGAGCUGAUUAAGAAGAACAAGUUCCAGGGCUUCAGUAUGCAGCUCGUGAGGAGGUUCGCGCACUCGUUGCUGCAGUGCCUCGACGCUCUCUACAAAAAUAAAAUCAUCCACUGCGAUAUGAAGCCGGAGAAUGUUCUUUUGAAGCAGCAGGGACGCAGCGGCAUCAAGGUGAUAGACUUCGGCUCGAGCUGCUACGAGAACCAGCGCGUCUACACCUACAUACAGAGCCGCUUCUAUCGAGCGCCGGAAGUGAUACUGGGCGCGAAAUACGGUAUGCCGAUCGACAUGUGGAGCUUGGGCUGCAUCAUCGCGGAGCUGGUUACCGGUUUCCCGUUGUUGCCUGGCGAGGACGAGGCUGAUCAGCUCGCCUGUAUGAUCGAGCUGCUGCACGUGCCGCCGCCCCGUUUGCUAGAAUCGGCGAAACGAUCGCGACAGUUCAUCAGCUCGAAGGGCUAUCCACGGUAUUGCACCGCCACAACUAUGUCCGACGGCACGAUCGUGCUGAGCGGUGGUUACUCGCGAAAAGGUAAACGUCGUGGCCCACCUGGAUCCAGGGAUCUUCGACGGAUAUUGAAGAACUGCGACGAUCCGUAUUUCUUGGACUUCAUAAAUCGUUGCCUGGAAUGGGACCCGGAACAACGUAUGACGCCCAGCAAGGCCUUAAAGCACGGCUGGCUGCGUCGACGAUUACCGAAACCGCCUGAAAAAGCAGCCAGCAACGACAACGGUCUGCCAGCAGUCCCAGCAGCCGCUGCACCACCUUCGUCCACUACCGGUCUCCGUAUCACCGCGUCUGGUAGUCGUAGCUCCAGCAAAACGAACAACUUGCAGAGCAAUAACAUCGAGAACACGACCAGGAUGAAACAGCUGAACGACAUGUUUCAGACGGUGAACACCAUUUACUCGGCACUACAACGUAAGUACGGAGGUCAGCCAGGUCCGACGACAGCGGCGGCAGUCUCUACGAAUCAUCAGGCGACAGGGGUCACCGUAUAUCCGCCGCUGAACUCCGUAGCUAGUGGUAGUGUCGGUGGUACUGGUGGUGGUGGUUCUGGUGGUGGUGGUGGUGGAAGCAGUAGUACUAGUGGUGAGCAACAACAGCACGGCCAUCAAUUGCAGGGACAACAACAGCACAGUAACGGUUCACGGAGCUCCCACGGAUCCCACGGAUCCUCGCACGAUAGCCACAGCUCGAGGAUAGUACUGUGAUCGACGCGAUACCUUGCUAAACGGCUGCUGAACGAACUGACCGGUUGUUCGAUGUGCACCGAGCCUUCCGUCUCGCAGGCUGGACGGCGACGUUCGUUAAGCUCCCCGUCCCGCUUCUACAGGUUCCCG
Messenger RNA from Dufourea novaeangliae, 3268 nucleotides. RefSeq names its product dual specificity tyrosine-phosphorylation-regulated kinase 2. The transcript has 2 exons. Gene Ontology annotation, cellular component: nucleus. Gene Ontology annotation, molecular function: protein serine/threonine/tyrosine kinase activity; ATP binding; protein serine/threonine kinase activity. The record is from RefSeq and is a predicted model, not a curated record. Lineage: Eukaryota; Metazoa; Arthropoda; Insecta; Hymenoptera; Halictidae. Gene Ontology annotation, biological process: peptidyl-serine phosphorylation; peptidyl-threonine phosphorylation. The coding region runs from base 953 to 3139 and encodes 728 amino acids.